Molecule: messenger RNA, 3158 nt
Organism: Xiphophorus maculatus (southern platyfish)
Lineage: Eukaryota; Metazoa; Chordata; Actinopteri; Cyprinodontiformes; Poeciliidae
Product: T-cell ecto-ADP-ribosyltransferase 1-like
Exons: 3
Coding region: 247-1098 (283 amino acids)
Molecular function (GO): NAD+ poly-ADP-ribosyltransferase activity; NAD+-protein-arginine ADP-ribosyltransferase activity
Source: RefSeq, a predicted model, not a curated record
CCUCCACUGCAGUGUAAUGUUCAUGGGCAGAUCCUUAUGAGAUAGCCUUGAAUCUUUCUUGUACUUUCUUCAGGUUUGUCUCUUUGUACAGUUAUCUGCAGCCUGCAAGGCGAAGAUCAGAUUUAGGAGGAUUUGUAGCUCAUCAGAAUAUAGUAGUUGAGCAAUAAUCCUGAUCGUGUGUAUAGUCUGGACUGAGUAAAGAGACUUUUCCUUCUGUUAAAGCAGUUUGAAGAAUAGGACUCUAACAUGUUUGGCAGGGGAAAAUUGCUUUUGGACGCAUUCAUAUUCUCAUUUUUCUUCAGCCAAGUUUCCCUGAGUGAUGUCAAACUGUUGGAUCCAUCCUCACCUGUUAUUGACGACCAGUAUGAUGGAUGUCGUAAAGAAGCCAUGGAGAAGUUUACUCCUGAUCUAUUAAAAGAAGAGCUUGGCAAAAGUGAGAAACUGCAGAAAGCCUGGAAAAAAUGGGAAGCUUGGAGAACAAUUAGUAACUGUACCUCACAGAUUCCUGGUGGUACUGAAGACCACACUUCUGCCCUCUCCAUCUAUCACUAUGGAGAUACAAAGUUUUUAAAUGAGCUGAACAAUGCAGUGGAGACAAUGAUGGUGAAUGUGACCACGUAUGAAAAGGACUUCCAUUUCAAGGCUCUUCAUUUCCUGCUGAUGGAUUCCAUGAUGUUGCUGAAGCCAAAGGAGUGCAGGGAGGUAUAUUUCACCAAAGGAUUUAAAGGAAAAGCACCAGAAAUAAACUCCAAAGUGAGGUUAGCAAGUUUCACAGUUGUCGACUCAGAUUUAGAUUUUACAGAUCUGUACGACGUAACCAUUCUUAAAAUAAAAACUUGCUUUUAUGUCAACCUGGGGGACCAACUUUGUCUGAAAAAGAUUGGUGAAAUACUCCUAUCUCCAGCUGAAGUCUUCACUGUGGCGAGAAUAGACAAAAAGACUGCAAAUGAGGAAGAUUACACAGAAGUUGUUUUGAGCCAUUCUGAUCUGCAAAGCAACCACAACUGUGUCAUGUUUUCAAGGUCAGCAGCUGACAUCUCCACCCAUUUGUUCCUUCCUCUGCUUGUGGCAUUUCCUUUAUAUUACACGUGUCUUUAAGAAAGCAACCCAGACAUCUCUGGAAGAGAAAAAUAAAGUUCUGCUAAUUAAAGAAGGUCUGUUUAGUAACCAUAGUCGUUUAGUAGAAAUUUGUCAUCUAGCACAACAAUAAUUCUCGGACAUGAUUAUAAUAGUAGACAAAAAAAAAUGUUCAUUACAGAAUAAAAACAUCUGAAGUUGUGUUUUCAUCAUUUGAUAGUGGAUGGAGGAAUGUCACUAUUCCUCCCUUCUUGUGAUCAUAAAUCAAAACCAUGUCAAAGCAUGGUUCACAUUUGAUGACAGCUGAAAACAUUGGAGAAAAUAAUUGAUGCAAAAUGGGAAAUGUGAUCACAAUAUAUUUCAAAUAUGGUAAAAAAAAAAAAUCCACAUGGGAAAUGCCUGUAGGAAAAUGUUGCAUAUGUGGAAUGUUCCCCACCUGUUUCAAAUAUGAAAAUGUUCCCAUAUGCGAAUGCUGCACAUAUGGCUUUAUUCAUUUUUAACACAUUUUUACUGUCACAUGUGGAAUUUUUGUCAACAAGCUUUGCAUGUUUCUAUGUAAUAUCAUUUCAAUAUAUAAAAUAUCUGCGAAUGUUCCAACAAGUGAAAUGCAUGUUUUUCAAGUUAUACAUUUUGAUAAAAACUAUUUCGACUGUGCUUUUUGUCGCAUGUGAAAUGUGUGCCAACAUUUGCAUGUUGAUAGGUUGUGUGUUUGACUCCAGCUUUGCUCACAAUUUGUUGAAGCAUCUUUGAGCGAGACACAUACCAAUCUGCAGACUGUUGUUUGAAUGCAUAACUGUUGCGACUGUGUUCAGAUUGCACAUUUUACAAGAAAAGCUAUAGAUUUUAGAUGCCAUGUGUGAUUACACAUGAGCCUCACAUGUAAUUGCAGCGGUUUCACAUGUGCUUCAGUUUCAGUAUAUGUUUCAGUAUAUGUUUUACAUAUUAUACCGUCAAAAUUCACCGAAAUUGCAUUUGUCAUGAGCAUAACAUGUAUUUUUACAUGUAUCACAUAGGGUAGAGUGAGGCGAGUUUGUGCCAGUUUUUACUUGAAGCGACUUUAAAGCAAAACUGCAUCAUCCAGCAGUUUUGAGCUAACAUCAUGCUAGCUACAUAAACUCAUAGUAUACCCUGCAAAAGCAAGAAACAUGUGAAAAAUGUUUUCAAACUUGUCCUCAACGGUUCACACACAAAAUCAAAAAACCUUAAUCCUAACCCAUAAUAUAUAUAUAUUUUUUUACUUGAAUGUGUCUUCACCAUUUGAAUGAAGGUUAUCUUUUUUUAGAAUGAAUAAAACAGCUGAGUCUUCGAAAAUGAGAGGUCAAAUGACCAAUUACUCCCAUGGUUUCCUAGAAACAAGGAAUGGCACAACUUCUCUGCUGUCGCAAAUCAUCCAACUCUCCCCUAUUUCUCAUAGUUAAAUUUAAUGCCAAAUCCCCAUGAGUAAUCACAUUCACAUGGAAACUUUAUGUUUUUCUUUAGAAAAGAUAUAUACAUAUAUAUUACUCUGCCUUUUUUAUGCUGUGUAUGCCUUUAGUGGGAAAUCAGGAAAUAUUUAACUUCACCAAGGCUUCCUAGAUGAAAAAUAAAGAAAAAAAGGCUGAUGAAUGACCUUUCUCAUACAGCAGGGGGUUGUUCUUCUGACAAAACAAAAUAGUUAUUUUUAGUUGAGGUUACUACAAGCACACACUAUGCUUAUUCCAGCGGAAACUGACUGCAAAUGAGAUGUGGAAGUAAAAGAAGAAGCAACUUGUUACAGAAAAGAGGAAUUUACCAUUCCAGGCAUGAACUUAAGGUCACUGAACCUAUUUUCUUGGGUUCACUGAAGGAAUGCAUUUUUCUCUUGUGUCAGCUUAAAAUGAAGCUUUUCACAUGGCUGUUAUCUUGAGUUCUGAAGGAAAAUUAAGCUGUAAACAUCAGAACCAAUAGUAUUUUUGGUCACUGUUUACAGUGACCGCUAACAUGAAGCCUCUGAUGUAAUGGAAAUCUUCUUCUAUUCUUGUUCUGUUUCCUCCUCUGUCAAGUAAACCAUGUUGACUGUGUGAAAUCGCUCAAAAAUGAAUAAAAGAUUUACUGAGAUAGAA